AUGGACGAGAGAAACCAGCGACCAAGAGUGUCCGACGCAGAGGUGAACAAACCUCUGCUGAAAUCCAUGGUCAAGGUCACAGAAAUCAAGGAGGAUGAAACAGGCUUGCACAGGAGGCAGCGUAAGAGAUGUGAAGCCAAAUGCAGGGGAGACAAGCCUGCGCAGGAUGGUAAGGCUUACCAUUAUAGUGCAAGCAAGGAGAGGAAAGUACCUUCAAGAGCCGAGUCAACACGCAGCAGUCAGAGGAUGUGUAGUUCAGGUCCUCGGGCCCCUCCAGGAUUCCAGAGUUCAGGUGGUCGUAUCUUCACUAGAAACUGCUAUGGGAUGUCCUUUUCUCCAUUGAAACAGAUGUCCAUGUUUUGUAGAGACAAGCACUACUGGACUCACGGCUACACCCUAGCCACAGACCUGAUAGAUGACAGUGUGCCCCUGUUUCUGAGGGACCUGGCCAGGGACAUCUUUGUGUGUGGCAAGUCCAUCAACCUGCUCAAGGCCUUCAACAGACAGCAUUUCUUCUGUGAUCUUGAAGACCAGUAUAUUCCUCACAUGCUGCUCACAUUCUCUGAAAUGGAGCUGCGCGUUACGAGAGAGUGUGUGGAAUAUGCCAGUUGUAUGACCCAGAAUGCUGCCCAGGCAUCUCUUUCAAGCGCUCCAGUGCUGUUUCAGGGCUCAGCAGAGAGUCUAAUCCUGUAUCUAAUGAAGGACCACAGCCAGCCACACAAUUAAGCCGGUGAUAGACUUUGUGAAUGCGAGUGAGAACAACAUCUACGUGGUGAAUGUGACUCACAUGAUCUCCCAGCUGGCUGAUAACCUCAUCACUUCUUGUGGCGGCCUCCUGCCUCUAUUGGCAGCAGCCACGUCCUCCAGUGUAAGCAAUAGAAUUGAGCAUUGAUGCAUGUGGCUUAAGUGUCAUCCAAGAUUAACCUGUGUGGACAGAGAAGUGUCCUCAAAGAUUAGCCUCUGCCUUAACUGGAUUGUUAUAAAGAAGAGGGAAAAAGUCGUCCCUUAGCCUGUGUAAACUUCUUAGGCUAAUCUGGAACAACACUUUCAUAUAUUACGGAUUUAAUAUCAAAACAGUAACGGCUUUGAGCCGAAAUAACAUGUCGCCCGCAAAAGGAAUAGGGUACAGAUGCAAGCCAACAGACCCUCCACGCAUGACAUCACCUUAUUAGAAUAUUCUGGCGAAAUCUGCCGAUAAUUUACGAUUCCUUUGUCUAUGAAAUAGUAGUCACAUGACAAACCAGGUUGUAUUACCAGUUGUGACGUCACAACCUCGUUCUCAACUUGUACAAUACUUAGGGAAUUAGUGAAUGUAGGUUAUUUAGGUCGUAUAGAUAUGUUUACUCGGGGAUUGUGUAUAUGUUGUGGAUAUGGAAGUUAUAUAUUACAAAAUGGUUUACCGCACGGAAUUACUCGAAGUUAAUCGGGAAUCUGACUCUGUUUUCAAAAAAGCAUUUUGAUUGGUUUUCUUAAAUCGGUCAACCAAUGGAAAUCGACGUAACAAAACGAAAUCUUAUCUCUUGAAAAAAAUACGGCGGACAAGUCAAAAUAAAUUUACUUGCGAAACCAAAAACAACACGAUCAAAUCAUGUAUUUGCCUCCGGGGUACAACACAAAAGAACUUGAAAGUGGUGUGAAAAACAAUGCUCAAUGGGAAUGGCUCCAUGAAAGAGACUCUCAUGGGAGAUUGGUUUAAAAAAACACACUCCGGGUAGCGCCUAUUCAUAUUGUGAUAUCUGUUUCAAAACUAUCAAGUUUUUCCUUAUAUGGCUAUAUGUAAAAUCUUGUUAACACUCUAUAUGAAAUUUGGUAAGAACAUUUGUUUCCUGUGUAGUAAAGUUUGUUUUUAUUAUGUCAUUAUUAUGUAACAUUAACUGUAUUAUGUAAUUUUUCAUAACACAGACUUUUCAUAAUUAACAUAACUGUUUCAGCCAUUAGCACUUAUGAUAAGCCUAUCAACUAAGAGAUAUCUAAAAGAAAGACAACAUAUACAUGCUUUUGCAGUAUUUAUCUCCCUUGUUUAACCUGGUUCAGUAAUCUAUUUAGUUCAUUUCUGGAAUUUGGGAAGAUAUUGAUCAUUGAUACUGAGGGAAAAUAUACUACUCUGCCAGUGGUCUCUUCUGAACUGUAUAAAAUAAGCUGUUUGGCUGAUUUAAUCACCUUGAUGCUUUCUUGAAAAGGUAACAGCUCUUGAAAAGGGUUGGAAUUUUGAAAUAAUUAAACUCUAAAUUAUUUUAACACCAGCAUCAAGACAUUCUGGCAUUAUUUUCUAAAUUAUUCUUAUUUAGAUUAUUUUUAUUUGGUAUUUUCUAAAUUAGAAAGACUCUAUUUUAUUUCAAUAACUUUAGUAAAUUCUUCUUAUUUUUACAUUUGAUUUUCUGAAGUUUCCUAAUCUCCAUAAAUAUUGUUCUUUAGAUUAAGUUAGACCUAUUUUGUAAACUAGUUUUUUGAAGCACUUUCUAGACUUACAGUAACUAAAAUUUAUAUCAGUUUUUUUCAUGUAGAUUGUGAACUUCUUUUUACAUUCAUUAACGUAUUUGCUGCAUGUUGUUAAUUUUUGUAACGAUACUUAGAUUCCUUAGACUUGGCAUGUAUCUUUUCUUAAUUCUCUGUCAUUGUUCUUCAUUUUUGAAGUUCUUGGAAUAAAAGUAAGUUAUUUUUGUUAAAGCUGCUUUGGUUUUCACUUAUAAAUAGAUUCUUUGAGUGUAUUCAGGCGUCUCUGGCUGGGCGCCUUUCUUUAAUUGAAUUACAACCAGUCAGUGGUAUCAUCCUGACCGGAAAUAAGCGUUCGUGAAAUAAAUAUUUCCGAAUUACAUAAGUGCUCACAAAGUUACAUAAAUUGAACCGUCCUGUGACCAGUUCAUUUGCGUAAAGGAAGGAGACCGCACUACCACACUUGGAUACGACAGUUGAGUUCGAUAAUGGUUUGCAACGGUAAAAAAACAUGGCCGCCAUGGGUAGGUCUUUUUCCUUAUAUUUAUAUGGUAAAAAAGCUUGUGAACACUAGAAGUCACAUUUUUUGCCUAAUCAUUAUGAAAUUUUGUCAAAACAUUAGUUAUGUGGAUGUCUUGGACGAGUUUGAAAAUGGUCGUGAUCAUUGAAAAAACAUGGCCACCAGGGAGUGGGGCAGUUUUUCUUUAUAUGUAUAUAGUGGAAACGUAAACAGUCUAGAAGACACAUUUUUUGCCCAAUCUUCAUGAAAUUUGGACAUAUAUUGGAAGAGUUAAAAAAUGGUUCAGGUCUGUUAAAAAAACAUGGCCGCCAAGGGGCCAUUUGUUGUUCAUACUUCAUGAAACUUGGUUAGAACAUUUGUUCCAUUGAUAUUUUGGGCUGCAAAGAACAGGUCAUUUCUUUUUAUCUCAGGUGAGCGACUUUGGGCCUUUCAGGCCCCCUUGUUUUGUGUUUUUUUUUUGACAUUCUGUUCAAUCUCCAGCCGUAUCAGAAAGAAAGUGAUACGCAUUUAUUUGCGAUUAAUAUUGCUGUUAUAUCUUGACUUCACUCUCUUUGAAUUUUCUAAGCGAGAGCAGUGAUUUUAAGAAUCAUGCUUGGAGUUUGUUACAUCACCAGCAAAAAAAGCUGUUCGAAUCUGUUUUAUUUUAAAGUUUAAAAAUCUAUCGAAGUAAAGAAAACAGAGUAUUAAUCGCAAAUAAACGCGUACAGUUAAUUCCGCUAAUCUUGCCCGUCCGGUAAUCUUGCGCACUCGGGCGGUUGCGAUGACGAAUGGUUUGCUUUUGUGAUGAAAGUUGGCAUUUCACAUUUUUAAGAAUUAACAGAUUUAAAAGGUACAUAUUCCAUGCAAAAUAAAAUGUGAUCAUUACAUUUUAACACUGGUUGCGUCACCCCUAUACAUUGUACAUGUUUUGUUAACACUGACCUACUUACGAUAAAUUCGAAAUGAAUUACAAAUUCCCUGCAGUCUUUAGCGUUUUCAUAAUUUAUGUUAAGAAUUAAUAAAUUUGACGUGUAAAUUAGCAUUCCAUUGCACAAUAUCCAAUCAGUUAUGGUAUUUUUGGCCAUUGAAAAUCGCAUCAGACAACAUUGUCUUCAUUUCCUGCCAUUCUGUCAAACCACAUUUGAUAUGAUCUCCGCAUGCGCAAUCGCCCAGUUUUGAUAUUUUCUGUAUUAAAACUAUCGUAGCAUGAUUAGGGGUAAAAUUAAACCUGUAAUGCAAAAACAUUUUUUUCACGCUAGAAAUCAAUCAUUUAAAUUUGUUAUUGUUUUGCUACAGUCAACAGAAUGCCACCACCAUCAUCAACAAAACUGCACUAGAAAUCCACAUUAAAUUAAAAUGGUUUUACAAACUGAUUAUUAAAAUAAGUUUCUGGAUUGAUUUUUGUCCCCAAUUGGACACCAUAUGUCUAAAAUUUUGCCUAAAUGAUGUCAUUACACCAAGUGUGCAAGAUUACACUGUGAUAGUUUGAAAAUGAGGUGAGUUAUGUUUGUUUUGAAAUACAAUCGGACAGUUCUUCACUGAUUUAAUCAGAAAUUUAUGUUUUAAUAAGCACAUGAACUAUUAUUUUCAUAAUAAAUUUAGAUAUUAUGUUGUCAAUUAAUAUAAGAACAUGUUUUUAAACCAAUGACCCUUAACUGAGCAAGAUUUCUGGACAGGCGGGACAGCAUCAUAUCACUUUAUUUGUGAUACGGCUGGAGAUUGAACAGAAUUUAAAAAAUACUAGUAAACAAAAGUAACAAAGGGUAAACAACAGCGAAAAAUACCUGUUUUGGACCAGACGUCGCCAUCUUGAUCAUCACUUUGAAUGUACUAUUGUUUUAUUUUGCCGUUUACUAUUACUUGUAAUGUAAAAAAACAACUAAAACAGAAGAACGUUCAUAUAAAUAUUUCAGACCAGUAAGGAUGAUUCUAGCCAGUUGACAUAUGUUUUCAUCUAUUUUCAUUUAACACCCAGUUAUUGAUUUGCGUUUGAUGCAGCUUAGAAUUGCCAAGAAAAAGGCUUUAGUUAUUUUUGAUCUUAUUGAUUUAACAUUUGAUCUUUCAUCAACACCAACCAUAAGUAACAUCGUGGCCUGAAAAUCUUUUUUGAAGAUAAUUUUGUUACCAUGGUUUCAUGAAACAGUUGUUUUUAUUUUUAUUGUAUUUAAAAGUGUUAAUUUUGUUACCAUGUUUUCAUGAAACAGUUGUUUUUAUUUUUAUUGUAUUUAAAAGUGUUAAAUAUUGUGGAUGUCAUAAUAAUAAAAAUAAACUCUAUCAAUGGUA
This is a messenger RNA of Dreissena polymorpha, 5215 nucleotides long. RefSeq lists its product as uncharacterized. The record is from RefSeq and is a predicted model, not a curated record. Lineage: Eukaryota; Metazoa; Mollusca; Bivalvia; Myida; Dreissenidae. The coding region runs from base 1 to 726 and encodes 241 amino acids. The transcript is spliced from 7 exons.